Molecule: messenger RNA, 2115 nt
Organism: Botrytis fragariae
Lineage: Eukaryota; Fungi; Ascomycota; Leotiomycetes; Helotiales; Sclerotiniaceae
Product: putative rna ligase 2 protein
Exons: 1
Coding region: 1-2115 (704 amino acids)
Source: RefSeq, a predicted model, not a curated record
AUGGCUUCCAAGAAGGAUACCCUCUAUCCCAAAAUCUCUGGUAAGCCCAAAAACUUACUCGUGGAAUUCUCAAAAUACCAGAGAACCUCAAAGGCUCGACGUACUGGGAGCAUUUCUGUCACCGGAACAGUAAAACUUCAUGGAACUCAUGGAGAUAUUCGCAUCACAGCAGAAGACACUAUUUACAUACAGACUCGAAAUUCGGAUGUUCUGACACCAGCUCUCGACAGCUUGAAAUUCCUUGAUUUCAUUCAACCAGCUCGAGCGGAAAUCCUUGCCCUAAAAAAGCAGUUCCAUGCUCGUUUCCAGAAGCUGAAUCCCAAAGUCAAGAUCAACGAUGAACAUCCCCUUAUCAUCGCUGGGGAGUGGAUCGGCCCAAAGAUCCAGAAAGACGUCGCAGUCAGUGCACUGCCAGAGCGAUAUUUCGUCAUCAUUUCUGUUUCCAUCAACAACGAAUGGCAGCCGGAUGAACCAUAUUCAGACAUCGAAAACGAGUCUAUUAAUAUUGUAAACAUUUCUCGGGGAGGAUUCUACCACGAAACCAUCGAACUGAAGAAUCCGGACCCAGCAUUCGCAAAGAUGCAAGCUCUAGCCGAUGAGGUGGAGAAAGAGUGUCCUUUUGCGAAGACUUUUGGCCUCAUUGGCCUUGGUGAAGGCAUUGUCUGGAAACCUGCUGCGCCUCUUUGCUAUGAUGCAAAGUAUUGGCUUAAGCUGAAGGGCCCAGUUUCCAUGGGGAUCAUAGAGGCUGGACCGGCCGCUCAUAUGCCGCAGCGAAGCAGUUUUAUUGCUCCUGUUUUUGCGGCCCCAGCCCCCUCUCCUGCUGCAAGAAAGAGUGCUAUACUGGAUCGAAAAAUAAGCAACGCGCCAUCGCCACGAAAUGUUGUUGGUACACCGAUGUUCUCAGCGUCACCUUCCUCGGUCGCUGCGAGUAGAGCUUCAAACAAGCCGAUGGGAAACCCACUUCCGUUGGAAGGUUCGAGGCUGAAAGAAUUUCCGUCGCUGCCAGUUUCGCCUUCAGCUACGACAAGCAAAACACUUAAACAGACCGUGAACACCACGAUGCCACUCGAAGGUUCUGUCCUAAGAGAAUCGUCAAUGGUAUCUGCACCCAUACCAAUGAGGAUUAAGAAGACUGCAGGCGAAAGUUCGGGAGAUUCCAGAGUUGAUAAAAAUAUUAUUUCAUCGCCUUUGUUGCCUAGACAGGUCUGCGACGUGUUAUCAGAAUUUCAAUGCUCUAGGUCAUGGUCAUUGGUGGCAGGAAAGACUGAGGAGAGGGAAUCGCAAAGUCUGGGACCAGUCAGAAACGUUACACGUAUGCCAAUAGCAUCGAAGAAUGUCACUUCCAUUUCGCCAGAGAACGCAAGACUUCUCGAGACCCUCAAAUCGGCGCCGGUGACACCUGAAAUGUUCCAACAGGCCAGAUCAGAGAUCAUGAGCCUUUUCCAGAUGAACAGCUCUGCGAAAUUACCAAUUGUGUCCGAGAAGGAAGUCGAGCAUACGCCAGAAGUUUCCAAGUCUGAUGAGUGCGUAAUCUCUUCUCCUGUUGCCCCCGAAGAAACCGCUUCUGAAUCAUCAGACGAAGGGAACCAAGAAGAAGGCGGAUGGCCUAUGCCAUCGUCCAGGAAGAAGUCCCACAAGGAACAGUCCGAGCACGUUGAUCUCGUUCCUUUGAUCGCAUUCACCGGGGAGGUUGGAGCCAUCGAAUCAGAGCAUGCGCAGCUGAGUCCUGUGCCAUCGAAGGUUGGAGAUGAUAAUGAAGGAUCCUCUGAAACCACCAUGCCGGCUUGCGCACCACUGAUUCUCAAUAAGAUCGAGGGACCGGAGGUAAUAGCUGCCAGAAAUUUCGCAAACGAAGUAAUUUGGGAGAGAAGGUUGGAGCAGGGAUGGCAAUAUCUUAUAGAGAAGGGAGAGCGUACUGAGAGACAGAACGCAGAAAAGUUUUUGAACUGGUUAUGGGAAGACGUGGCGGUAGAGGAGGAAGUAGAGAUUGAGGAGCUUGAACUAAAUGUGGCUCUCCUGAAGAAAGAGAUUUUUAGUAUCGGCAGAGAUUGGUACUUCGAGCAUUUGGCCUUCGAGGAGCAGAAUGAGAACUGGGGUGUUGGAGCAGCGCGUUAA